Molecule: messenger RNA, 1048 nt
Organism: Betta splendens (Siamese fighting fish)
Lineage: Eukaryota; Metazoa; Chordata; Actinopteri; Anabantiformes; Osphronemidae
Exons: 6
Coding region: 95-433 (112 amino acids)
Source: RefSeq, a predicted model, not a curated record
CCCAGCACCUGUGCUUGGCUGUCAGACAGUAACAAAUGUGACUCUCCUUCUAUCUGAGCAGAGGAACAACGGGCUUGUGACAAAAGGACCCUAAAUGUUGGGAAUGGAGGAAAGCUAUGAGACAUUUGAGGAGGAGUUAGGGCCACCGAGAGCAAAUCCUCCUCCACAGAAGUCUGUUCGGCAGAGCAGCAGAGCAGAAAUGUACAGCGCAAGAAAAAUCAGAGAGGAAAUGAUUCCAGGCCCUCGGGACCCAAGAGUAGAACCCAAGGCUUUAGCCAAAGAUGCAAGUCUACAUACAGCAUCGUCUUUGUCCAACCAGAAGCUGACCCUGAUGGAAACACCUUGGGAGAAUGUGACUCUGAACCGCUGCCUAUUUGUGGCCAUUACCAUCUUGGUGCUCACGUCAGGCUUUCAGAGGCUCCAUGGCAAGUAAACCCACAGGCACAAGUAGGACCAGUGUUACAGAACGACGUGCCGUAAAUGGGUGACCUUCUUUACAAUAAAACAUACAGAAACCUUGCAUGGUCAGGGGAGAACGGAGGAGAUGGAGGAAGUCGGACUCAGAGCGAAACGAUCAGGCACCUUAAGGCACAGAGAGAAAAUGCUACAGACAGAGACUUCUCUAUGGGAAGUCAUGUUUUGGUGGCUGCCAGACCUUGAUGAUGAUGAUGACAAGGAGGAUGAGGAUGUCAAAGUCAAGAGAGGCUGUCUGUUGAAAAAAACAUCACCAUCACAGAGAUCAAGUGGACUAAGAAAUAGACCAAUGCUAGACAAAGGUUUGAUGAAGCAAAAAGAAAGGAACAAGGACAAAAGAUCCAAAAAGGCAAAAGAUGAAGCUAUAGUCAGAAAACAGAGAGAGAAAAAGAAGGAACCUGAGGAAGCAGCGGAGGAUAAGGACACAAAUGGAGAGGAUCAGAAUGAGAGCUGAGGAUCUGAAGAAAUGCAGCAACAAGGAGAAAGAGAAGACAAAGAUCUGAUUCUCUUACCCAUAGUAAACUCAUUUAGUCAUAUUUUGAGCUAGUAAAAUUGUAAGGUUUCAUGUUUUAAA